AUGACCUUCACUAUCCACUUCAAUUUUGGAGACCUUGAAGCAAUCCAACAUGGUGAACCUUUGGUUUCAUUUUUCCUUCUCCAUGUUCUCACUGCUUUACUGUCCCAUGAUCUGCCCAACUUUAUCUCACACCAAUUUCACUAUUUGGCACUUCAUGCUUUCAAAUAUUCUGUGAGACAUCCAUUCAAUCACUUGGCUAAUUGGUCCAACACUUCCUCCAUUUGUAAUUGGGCUGGGGUUACUUGUGAUGCUAAUACUGAGAGAGUAAGCAUAUUAAAUCUUGCUGACAUGAGUCUCACGGGCACCUUACAACCACAAGUGGGGAAUUUGUCCUCCCUUGUUGAACUUGACCUUCAUAGCAACAGCUUUCAUGGUGAGUUACCAAAGGGGUUGUUGCAGUUACAGAAGCUGAAAAUUCUCAACUUGAGCUCUAAUGAAUUUGACGGGAAAAUUCCAGCUUGGAUUGGAAGUUUAUUUUUUCUUCAAUGCCUGAUUUUUUGGAAUAAUAGUUUUAAGGGUGUUAUUCCUCCAAGUGUAUCAAAUUUGUCAAAGUUGGAGACGUUGGAUUGGAAUGAUAAUUUCAUCCAUGGAUCUAUUCCACUUGAGAUUGGAAGGCUUCAACAUUUAAAGAUUUUACACAUAGCAGGGAACUAUCUUUCAAGAAAAAUACCUCCAACUAUUUCAAGUUUAUCCUCACUUGAGCAGAUAUCUUCGUCACACAACUCCUUAACAGGAUAUAUUCCCAAUGAAAUUGCCAAUCUUACAAAUCUUAAAAUGAUAUACUUGACUCAUAAUCAACUUUUUGGCUACAUACCAAGAAGCAUUGGAAGCUUGACUUCACUUCAGGAAUUAGAUCUUGGUUACAAUAAUUUACGAGGAGAUAUUCCCAAUGAAAUUGCCAAUCUCAGAAAUCUUAAAGCUAUUUACUUGGAUGCUAAUAAUCUCUUUGGUUACAUACCAAGAAACAUUGGAAGCUCUAUUUCGCUUCAGGAAUUGGAUCUUGGUUCCCAUAAUUUACAAGAGCAACCAGCAGCUUUGGAUCUUAUAAUUGCUGUUGUUGGUUGGUGGGCUGUACUGCCAACCAGCAGCUUUGGUUGGCAGUAUGUACUGGCAUUUAUAUGA
Prosopis cineraria is the source of this 1122-nucleotide messenger RNA. RefSeq names its product leucine-rich repeat receptor-like serine/threonine-protein kinase At1g17230. The transcript has 4 exons. Lineage: Eukaryota; Viridiplantae; Streptophyta; Magnoliopsida; Fabales; Fabaceae. Gene Ontology annotation, molecular function: protein binding. The record is from RefSeq and is a predicted model, not a curated record. Bases 1 to 1122 code for a protein of 373 amino acids.